Plectropomus leopardus (leopard coralgrouper) is the source of this 4656-nucleotide messenger RNA. Lineage: Eukaryota; Metazoa; Chordata; Actinopteri; Perciformes; Serranidae. The record is from RefSeq and is a predicted model, not a curated record.
AGCGAGAGCGGAGCGCGCGCGUCAGAGGGCUCAACAGCUGCACAGUGAGGAGGACUCGCCAAGUAGAACAAAUAUGAUACAAAUGCAGACAAUUCAAUAGGUGAGCUGUCCGCAAACAAGUGUUUUUCCCUUUCUGCGUGUGUGAAAAUGAAGAAGCAACUCAUGAAAGACUGCCUCGCUCACCGCUCGCAGUAUCAGUGUCAUUAUUAAUCCGGAAACUCUCAGUUUGGUUCCCAUUAAUCUGGACGGCGUGUAUAGCGCUCCGCCUUCAGAGGACAAUGCCGACUCACUCAUUGUCGCCGUUUGCGGAGAGCCCAGAUGGACUUGCCCAAGAUAUUCUCAUUAGCAACAAUGCAAGCGUCCCAGGGCCGGGCUCGAGCAUGACACCACACACCACGUACUCAGAGAAGGCUGUGUUGCAACCUGGAGGAAGUGUGUCUUGUAUGUUCUGCGAUCAGACUUUUACUCAUCAGGAUGAGCUAGGACCCCACGUGUUAACGCAGCACCCCACCACUUUCUAUGAGCCGGCUGUGCUCAGAGUUGAGGCCGAAUUCAGGAUCCCAGGAGACAGACCCCGGCCCAAAACGAGCGGCCUCCCUAUAGAGAAAGAGGAGGUUCACAGCUGUAUUGUGUGCAGUCAGGUGUCACAAGAUGCCAGUGAGCUGGAGACCCACAUGAGAAAGCACAAGGACUACUUUACGUACUGCUGCAACGUGUGCGGACGCCGGUUUAGGGAGCCGUGGUUCCUCAAGAACCACAUGAGGAUGCACGUAAAACCAGGACCAAAGAGUAAAGCCCAGCAAGACCUGGAGACCCCGGCAACAAUCAAUGGCAUCGUCCAAGACCCUGCUUUAGAGCCCGUGGUCACAGUUUACAAAAUGUGCAUGGUUUGUGGGUUUUUCUUUCCCGAUCAUGACAGUUUGGCUGAACAUAGCAAAGUGCAUAAUCGAGAGGUGGAGGCUGACAAAGAGAAGGAGAAAGUGGAUGAAUCUCCUGACAAACAGGACACAUUUCUUCAGAGUCUAAACCUUAUACCUCGCUCUUCAGGAAAUAGUUUGCAACACGAGAGAUCGUCAAAAUGGAUUCCCCAGCUGGAUCCCUUCAACACAUAUCAGGCCUGGCAGCUCGCUACAAAAGGUAAGAUAGCAGCUGGUCCAAAUAAUAUCAAAGAUCUUGGCCAGGAAGCCAGCACAGACAAUGAAGAAUGCGGCUCUGAUAAGGAGGAGAUGAAUAUUAUUUGGUCUGAAGGACAAUCGGACAAAGCUACAAAAGAGGUCCUCGGGAGAGAGCUUAAGCAGCAGACUGAGGAAAACGCAGCACCGCAGCGGAGGUCUCUAAUGCAAAAAAAUAAGAGCAUAGAAAGGCCAACCACGUGUGAGGACUGUCAGAGAACCUUCAGGACUUACCACCAGUUAGUCCUCCACUCCAGGGUCCACAAGCGGGAGAGAGCUGGUGAGGAGAGUCCAACUUCCUCUGUUGAUGGGAAGUUGUCAAGAGUGGCCUCACUGGAGAAUGCAGAGGAAGGCUGCGAGGAGGGCUUCGAGGAGGCAGAAAACCUGGGUCCAGGUGAAGAUGGUUUUGAUCGAUCAAAAGUCAGAUCAAAAGAAUGCAGCUACUGCGGCAAAUCAUUCAGAUCAAGCUAUUACCUCACAGUUCAUCUGAGAACUCACACAGGUGAAAAGCCGUUCAAGUGUCCCUACUGCGACUACGCUGCAGCCCAGAAGACUUCACUGAAGUAUCACCUGGAUCGGCGUCACAAGGACAAACCCUUCAUGGACAUUUCCAGCAGACCUUUGGUGCCCUAUCCGAAUGACAUAAAACAUGGAAAUGAUGAUGAAAAUCCUGCUCCGAAUAGAUCCAUACUCUGGGUUCCCGGAGCCAGAUUGUGCACCAAUGGAACGCCAGAGGACAGAUUUGACAGCAUAGGUGGCAAGCUUGGCAAGCCACUCGUCCAGAUGAAGGCUGAGUACGAGAAAUUAAUUGCUAAGUCUGCGUACUCGCCGACUGAUGAUGUGAUCGUAAAGUGCCCCGCACCUGUUAACCUGAAGAUGGAAAGGGAGGAGAUAAAAGACGAGAACUCCGAGGCACCAUUAAAUCUGUCCUUAAAAGUGUCCCUCUCCAUCCCUGCCAGUGCAGAACACAGAAACGGAUUAAUUCCACUUGCGUGUUCGUUUUGUGCGUAUAAAACCAUGUACCCAGAGGUUCUCAUCAUGCACAAAAAGCUCUCUCAUAAAGACAAGUCAGACGCUACAAAAAAGAGCGGAUACGGCAGUUUGAAACAGAAACGUCACACAGGCUGCCCCCCUGCGCUCGAAGGGAAAGAUGUCACCCCGCUUCCGAUGAUUGACCGCCGCCACCCUCGUCGAACCAAGUCCCCACCCCCUCAGCCUGCAAAACCACAAGAAAAGACACCUGUUAACCCUCCUCAUGGACCUAAACGCUCUCCUGUCCAUGCACCUGCACAUGAUGCCCCGGAGACGCAGCGUUACACACACAACAGCGACACACAUCCCAGUCAGGAGUCCUCCAGCUACACAGAGCUCAUGAGGAAAUCUAACACGAGCAACAAGUACGCCACGGAGCGACCGGGCCCCCCAGACAGGGUGGGAAUCGGCGAGAGGAGUUACCCAGCGAGAAGUGGCGUCAUCUGGCACUCAGAUGCUGCCAGGCUGUGUCUGUCGAGCCGAUUUGGGAGCCUCCCUCAGAUGGAUUUUGGUGAACCUUCCAGCAAGAGGUUAAAGUAUGCGGUGCCUCCAGGCAGGGAGGCUGACAGCGGUGAGAAGUCUGGCUUCAGAGGACCAGCAGGAAACGUCUCCAACAGGAUGCUGAUCUCAGGGAGAAGUGUGAAAACCACGUCAGGUCCGUCCACAGUUUCUGAGACACUGGGUCCUUUGAAGACGACGUCUGCAGCUAUGGGAGGAGGCCUGAACUCUGACUGGAGCAUGAUGAACCUUCUGCGCUCCUACCCACCCAGUGACCUGGCGUCCCUCUAUCACAGCGCACCACCCAACCCCAGUCAUGGAGGACUGGCCAACCCAAGAGCAGGGGGCAGAACUGUGCUGUACCAACAUUUACCCACUCUGCCCAACCUUCAGAGGAGAGACCCCCCGGGCCCUUUCCCUAAUCAACGCUAUGGAACCACUGACAAAAGUACCUAAAGUGGGUCCAAGGUAAAAAGAUGAAAAAAUAUUCUCAAAAUUGCGACCAAAAUCUUUCAAUCUUUACACGGUACUUAAAAGAAAUGAAUUCCGGUCAUAUUUAAAAAUAUAAAAUUUUCUUUUUCUCUCUAGAUUUGAACUGCUGCUCCUUUAUUUUGGAGACCUUCCUGGAAAAUUUGCUCAGUAUUCAGAUUUAAGAGAGAUGGUUUGUGCUGGAAAAAGCGCCUAGGCUCCCCUAAUUUAAUAUUAUUUUCAAUAGAGGAAAAUUCAGUUCGGACAUUUCAGGGCUGUACAUUUAUUUUCUGUUUUGAAUACACAUCAUCUCUUUAAAGAUGUUAUUCCACUGGUGUGCACUGUGAUAUUUGUGUGAAAACUGUUGCCUAACUUCAAAUUUGACCCACACUAAUAUUCAAAUAUCCGUACAUGUCUAUGACAUAACAGUGAAAUUUGUAUGUGGAGUAACGUAAAAUAAUCUGUAAACUUUUAGUACAUAAAAUAUAUAUAUAGUGAAAACUUGUAAUUUGUUGGAAAAAUUGCUGCUCUGGUUAUUUACUGUUUAUGUCCAGGCAGUAAGUAAGCACUAUUUUUCCCCCCUUUUUCCACGGCACUGAAGGGUGGGGAUUUUGUGUUUGAUAACUUGAUGGCUCCGGCCCAGCGGUCUUCAAACGGGCCACAGUAACGUCCUGCGUACGUAAAGCUGUCUACCUCAUGUUGUGCCCGCGACACUGUUCUUAUUGUAAAGCUGCUGUAGCGAUAAUGUCAGCUGAGCCUUUGUUCCUAUCGACUAGACAGAUGUUUUGGGUUGUAGUAAAAAUAGAUGGACAUGUGUUUGUCGGGCGUCACGGUUGUUUGGAGGCACCACAUAAAAACUCGUCUGCUGAUUUCAGAACUACUGCCGAGGCCACAUCGACCUCGGGCACACGAUUAACUGGUUAGUCCUUUGAUAUUCUUGGUAUUUACAAGCCCAGUUUUAAACACAGAACAUAUUUUGUGGUUAUUUGUCCUUUCGAAACGGCCGUCAUCUGCUUUAGUGGUGCCUCUAAUUCAUUAGCUGUAAAAUGUACCAAAUUUCAUGAGUUCUGUUUGCGCAUUAAACGGUCCUCUGCUGUAUUAUUUGGACUGCGCAUUUAGUCACUUUUCAGGAGUUUGCUUUUACUACGCAGAGUCUUGAAAGUGUCAUUUUGUUUCGAGUGGCGGCAGUCAGUCCCGGCUGCUCAUCAAGUGGUCUUAGAUGUUGUGUGACCGUGUAGUUUGGAAAAAAAAUAAAUAAAUACAGAAGCAGCUACCGGCUCGAUUAAUUACACUGUGAACAGAAAGUCUCAGGUUUAUUCAUUUAUGAGCCGCUUAGCCUUUUGUGUGAUUUAGUAUUUUUGCCACUUUGAAAGGCUCGGGUUAAGUUAUUCUUUUUUUUUUGUUUGGUAUUCACAUUACAUGUGUACUUAUGUAAAAAUGAAAAUAUUGUUUGAGAUUUGUAUGACACAUUUCAAUAAUAAAGUGA